Mya arenaria is the source of this 2994-nucleotide messenger RNA. Its product is annotated as SID1 transmembrane family member 1-like. The record is from RefSeq and is a predicted model, not a curated record. The transcript has 23 exons. Gene Ontology annotation, cellular component: membrane. The coding region runs from base 1 to 2421 and encodes 806 amino acids. Lineage: Eukaryota; Metazoa; Mollusca; Bivalvia; Myida; Myidae.
AUGUUUUUGUUUAAAAUUCUCAUGGUUUCAUUUAUAUUCAGACACUGUUUAGGACAAAAAUUAGAUUCAACCAACAAGGAAACAAGCCAUAUUGAGGCUCUUGUAUUGACAACUCAAGCUGAUGCCGAAUUUAAUGUUACCUACACAAAGCAGACUAUACCGAAUGAUAUAUUCCAAUUCCAGUACACAUAUGAAGUAUUGGACAAGGUAAAAGCAGUUAGGCUGUAUUCGAAUAGUCUCAGUGCUGAAGAAGAGUUCCCGGUGAUGUUCGUCAUUCGAGAAGAAAGAAGUGUGAUGUCAUGGCAAAUUCCACUGAUACUACAUAACCAGUACAAAUACCGAGAAGCAAGCCGAACAUUAUGCCCAGAGGACAUGGGUAAGAAGCUGCCAUACAAUCGGACAUUUACCGUGGCUGUAUCAUCCCAGUCCAGCAUGCCUGUCAACUUUACAUUGAAAGCAGAAGUUGUGGAGGAUUUUGUCAUACAACAUACCAAAACCAUGACCAGCUCCCCAUCGAGCCCUGUGUUCUUCAUGUACAAGUUUCCAGACAAAAUUGACUCAGUGCUUAUUCGAGCCAGUUCCCAAGAUAAGAAGUGUGCUAUCCUCUCCAUUCAAACUCCACAGUGUCCUAUAUUUGAUCUUGACACUGAUGUUGAGUACCAGGGAAAAUACCAAACAAUGACCACCCAAGGAGCUAUCACAGUUAACAAGGAAGUCUACACCAUGGGUAAAUUGAUUAUAGUAAUAGCUGUGAAGCCAAAUGAUGAUGAUUGCAGCACUGGAGGAAUGACUGAGAUUCAGCCGGCUGGGCUUAUCAGUAAUAGACAAAAAAACAUCACCAUUUCUAUUACUGAAACUAUUCCAAAAUCGCAGUAUUAUAAGGCCAUACUUGCAGCGCUAGGCGUAUUUCUGUUUUUUUACCUGGUUGCACUCAUCAUUGGCAUUUACUACCAUGGAUGUAAAGAAAAAUGGGGAUACGUCACAGAUCAAGUUUUUGAAAGGUCUAUGUCACUUCAUGGCCAAAAUGAUGAAGAUGAGGUUUCAAGACCAUUGACUGAAGAAUCGUCCAGAAAAUCAGGCUAUGGGGCAAUAAAUGAUGAUACUAUUGAAGAGCCCGACAAUUUAGAUGACAAUGAUUCAGUGGAUUCUUCAGACUUUGACAAAGUGGAUGAUGCAAAUCAUGAUAAGAAUAUAUUGCGAACAAAAACUCGUUUGUUUGUUCACGACUUAGCAAGAAAGAGUGAAAAGAAAGUCGACAAAAAUUACAAACUAUAUGCAAAGAACUUGUUCACUAUUGCCAUAUUUUAUGGAUUGCCUGUUAUACAACUUGUUAUGACAUAUCAGAAGGUGCUGAAUUUCACUGGAAACCAGGAUAUUUGCUAUUACAAUUUUGCCUGUGCCCAUCCUUUAGGACGUGUGAGCUCUUUCAACAACAUAUUCAGUAACAUAGGCUAUGUUAUGUUGGGAAUUCUUUUUGUCAUACUUGUAAAAAGGAGGGAAUAUUUGCACAUGCAAGCAUUGCAAAACAGCCAAGGUCGGAAUGAUUCAUUUGGGAUUCCUCAACAUUUUGGACUGUUCUAUGCAAUGGGGAUGGCACUGUGUAUGGAAGGUGUUAUGAGCGCUUGUUACCAUGUAUGUCCCACUGUGUCAAACUUUCAGUUUGAUACAUCGUUUAUGUACAUAAUGGCUGUUCUUUGCAUACUCAAGAUCUACCAAAACCGACACACAGACAUCAGCGCCAAGGCUCACUCUUCCUAUCUAGUCAUGGCUGUCAUUAUAAUAGUUGCAGUGGUUGGAGUGGUGUAUGGAACCAAUAUUUUUUGGAUAGUGUUUGCAGUUUUCUACAUGCUGGCUUCUUUGUUUCUGAGCAUCCAUCUUUACUAUAUGGGUCAAUGGCAAUUAGAUAGAUAUAUUUUCAAGCGUCUAUGGCUUCUACUGAUCUCAGACUGGAUUAAAUGCCGUAGGCCCGUUCACACGAAUCGACUAAUUCUAUUGUUGAUCGGAAACGUAGUCAACUGGGCAAUAGCCAUAUAUGGAGUGUGUCGGAGUCAAAGAGGAGACUUUGCGAGCUAUUUGCUUGGUAUAUUCAUUGGAAAUCUUUUGCUAUAUACUUCAUUGUAUAUAGUUUCGAAGAUUUGGGCGAAAGAAAAAAUUGCCAAAUUAACGAUUGUGCUCAUUGUUUUGUCAAUGGUUACUUGGACAUUUGCGCUGUAUUUCUUUCUUGCUCAUUUGACAUCAUGGCAGUUGUCACCAGCCGGGUCUCGGGAGGGAAAUCGAGAAUGCGUGCUGCUGCAGUUCUAUGACAAACACGAUAUUUGGCAUUUCCUCUCAGCGAUAAGUCUAUUCUUCUCGUUUUUGGUGAUUUUGACGUUAGAUGAUGAAAUCAUUCUUCAAAGAAGAGACCAGAUUCCAGUAUUCUAAGAGAGCGCUUAUGCACAAAACUGUCAUUAUUCAAAUUUUGUUAUUGUCGAAACAAGAUGUUUGGUAGACCAGAAAAGAGAAAACUGUGGCGAAAAUUGAAUAACUUUCCUCCAGAGUGUUUUAAAGAAAAUAUGAGAUUCAGUUUUAGAGACUAUUGCAAGUUCAACCGUUGUUUGCAAUUUGUAUGAAAUUCAUUGAAAGUAAGGGCGUAUUUCUGUUUGCUUAUACCUCUUCUAUUUGGCACAUUUCAAUUUAUAUCUUUUUCCUGUGAUGUAAUUCUUAAAAAUAAAUAGUGUGAUGCAAAACUUACUUUAAUUUAUAUCCUCUUUAAAAAUAGAUAUUAUGACCUGUCAAAGCGGGUUUCCCUGCACAGGAGUGGGUAUCUUCUUUAAUCAAUUGGCUUUGAACUGGAAAUGUAGGGUUGUCAAUGACAUACAUGUGAAACGCUAGAAAUUGAUUUUUUCCAAUCUGAAGUAUUGCCUGAUUACAUUGAAACUGACAUUGAUAAAGCUAGUUAAAACCUGCCCUAUAUCGCUAUUAAAUGUCGAAAGUUAUUUCGAGAGUAGUACUCUU